CGUGGCAACCGUGUCUGGUUGAUGCCUGUUAUCGUUACAAAAUUUACGAAAGGUUUUAAAACGUAGAUAGCAACUGAUAAGCGACACUAAUCAGACACAUGAGGUUAGUGUUAUGUAGAUAGUUAACGUAGCCGGUGGCUAAGUAGCGGGUUUUCGCAUGAUGAUGAAAAGAAAUGUAGUAAGCCUGAUAAAGUUCUUCUUUCUGGCGGCUUUAACUGUUUUCCUGACCGUUGUUGUGUUCCGCCGCAUACGGACGUCACCUAACCAUGAAGUUUCGACACCGGUAACCGCAUUGUUGGUUGACAGGACUGACAGUGCGAGAAAUUCCAUCGAUUCGAGGCAGAAUAUCAACGAACAUCUACCUCAGGUUUCAGAUGGAAAAAUAGAUUGGCAUGAUUACAAAAAAAUUGAGGAAGAAACUAAAAGGAGCGGGACAGGUGAACAUGGAAAGCCAGCAUUUCUUUCACCUUCUCUUGAUUCGUUGAAGGAAAAAUUAUAUCAGGUGAAUGGUUUCAAUGCUGCGCUCAGCGAUGAGAUUUCAAUGAAUCGUUCUGUACCUGACAUUAGACAUCCAGAUUGUAAAAAGAAGAAAUACUUAAAGAAUCUUGAUGCAGUCUCUGUGAUAGUCUCCUUUCAUAACGAGCAUUUUAGUACUUUAAUGCGUACUUGUUGGAGUGUUAUCAAUCGUUCACCAGCAUCGUUGCUUGAAGAAAUAAUAUUGGUAGAUGACGCUAGCACCAAGACAGAGCUGAAGAAGGGUUUAGAUGAUUACGUUGCUGAACACUUGCCAAAAGUGAAGAUUGUAAGAUUACCACAACGAUCUGGAUUGAUUAAAGGUAGACUAGCGGGAGCAAAAGUUGCAAAAGCAAAAGUACUUGUAUUUCUGGAUUCUCACAGCGAGGCAAAUGUCAAUUGGUUGCCACCGUUGCUGGAACCCAUUGCACAAAACUAUAAAACUUGCGUGUGCCCUUUCAUUGACGUGAUAGCUUAUGAAACAUUUGAAUAUAGAGCCCAAGAUGAAGGUGCAAGAGGAGCUUUCGAUUGGGAAUUGUACUAUAAGAGAUUGCCAUUGUUACCCGAAGACCUUAAACAACCAACGGAACCAUUCAAGAGCCCAGUUAUGGCAGGUGGUCUGUUCGCCAUCAGUGCUAAGUUUUUCUGGGAGCUAGGUGGAUAUGAUCCAGAGUUAGAUAUUUGGGGUGGUGAACAAUAUGAAUUAUCGUUUAAAAUAUGGCAAUGCGGCGGUCAGAUGUACGAUGCUCCUUGUUCAAGAGUGGGCCAUAUUUACAGAAAAUUUCCUCCUUUCCCCAAUCCGGGCAAAGGUGACUUCCUAGGGAAAAAUUACAAGAGAGUAGCCGAAGUAUGGAUGGAUGAAUAUGCAGAGUAUAUUUACAGAAGACGCCCACACUUAAGAUCAUUAGAUCCUGGAAAUUUAAUAGAACAGAAGAGUUUAAGAUCAAGAUUACACUGCAAACCGUUCAAGUGGUUUAUAGAAAAUAUAGCGUUCGAUCUUGUUGAUGUAUACCCUCCUGUAGAACCGGAUGACUUUGCAUCUGGAGAGAUUCGUAACAUGGGUGUGCCAGAAUUAUGUCUAGAUUCUAAAAAACGAAAGAGAGACGAACUCGUGGUAGUCGACGUUUGUAUAAAAGACAAUCCAAAAAUCGUAGGAGAACAAGAGUUCAAAUUAACUUGGCACAAAGAUAUCAGACCAAAAGAUCGGACAGAGUGUCUGGAUGUAUCCAGAGGAGAUACAAAAGCUCCUGUUAGCUUGUAUCCUUGCCACGGUGGCCAGGGAAAUCAACUGUGGCGUUACAACGUUGAAAAGCAAUGGUUGAUGCAUGGCUAUUCGUCAAGGUGUUUAGACACUGAUCCAGCGAGCAAGAAGGUCUUUGUAACAAAUUGUGAUUCAUCUUCUCCAACUCAGAAAUGGAGAAUCGAGAAAGUAAACAUGAAAGCUAUUAAUAAUUGGGAUAACGUGGGACCCAAACGACAUUGAUUCCUUUGCUUUUUACUGCCGUAAUUUUCUUAGCCUUAUUUAA
This is a messenger RNA of Osmia lignaria (orchard mason bee), 2039 nucleotides long. Its product is annotated as N-acetylgalactosaminyltransferase 6. Gene Ontology annotation, cellular component: Golgi apparatus. The record is from RefSeq and is a predicted model, not a curated record. Gene Ontology annotation, molecular function: polypeptide N-acetylgalactosaminyltransferase activity. NCBI's taxonomy places the organism in Eukaryota, Metazoa, Arthropoda, Insecta, Hymenoptera, Megachilidae. Gene Ontology annotation, biological process: protein O-linked glycosylation.